AAUGUUUUUGUAAAUAUACUUGUCAAGAAGAUGGCAGCUUCCAGGCAGGCAUGAGAGGAAAUACUUCUGCAAAAAUCGAAUGAAUUUGGAUUAAUUUUGCAAGAAUAAAGAGCCUGCCAGUGCUUCUUUGACCACUGCACCAAAAUAAAGUCAUGUCUGUCCCUGGCUCCGCGGUGACUGGGACCCCGGCGUCGGUCCUGCAGCCGCGGUGGAAGCGGGUCCUAGGAUGGUCUGGCCCGGUCCCGCGUCCCAGACACGGACACCGAGCUGUAGCCAUCAAAGAACUUAUGGUUGUCUUUGGCGGCGGAAACGAGGGGAUAGUGGAUGAACUACACGUCUACAACACAGCUACAAAUCAGUGGUUCAUACCAGCAGUUCGUGGUGAUAUCCCCCCUGGUUGUGCUGCAUAUGGCUUUGUCUGUGAUGGUACUAGAUUACUAGUGUUUGGUGGUAUGGUCGAGUAUGGGAAGUACAGCAACGAUCUUUAUGAACUGCAGGCCAGCAGAUGGGAGUGGAAAAAGUUAAAAGCUAAAAAUCCGAAGAAUGGCCCCCCUCCCUGUCCUCGUCUUGGGCACAGUUUUUCUCUUGUGGGUAACAAGUGUUACCUUUUUGGCGGGCUUGCCAAUGACAGUGAGGAUCCAAAAAACAAUAUUCCAAGAUAUCUAAAUGAUUUGUACACAUUGGAACUUCGCCCUGGUUCCAGUGUGGUUGGAUGGGAUAUCCCGAUAACAUACGGUGUUCUGCCUCCUCCUCGUGAGAGCCACACAGCUGUUGUAUACACAGAAAAGACUAGCAGAAAAUCACGUUUAAUAAUCUAUGGAGGAAUGAGUGGUUGCCGCCUUGGAGAUCUUUGGACACUUGAUAUUGAUACACUGACAUGGAAUAAACCAUCCGUUAAUGGCACUGCGCCUCUGCCAAGAAGUCUUCACUCAGCAACUACUAUUACAAAUAAGAUGUAUGUUUUUGGAGGAUGGGUUCCUUUGGUAAUGGAUGAUGUUAAAGUAGCAACACAUGAAAAAGAGUGGAAGUGUACCAACACCCUGGCUUGUCUAAAUCUUGAUUCCAUGUGUUGGGAAACUGUGCUGAUGGACACCCUUGAGGAUAACAUCCCCAGAGCCCGUGCAGGUCAUUGUGCUGUUUCGAUCAAUUCGCGCCUUUAUGUUUGGAGUGGGCGUGAUGGCUAUCGUAAAGCAUGGAACAACCAAGUGUGUUGUAAAGACUUAUGGUACCUAGAGACUGAACGACCACAUGCUCCCGCCAGAGUUCAGUUGGUCCGUGCCAACACAAACUCACUGGAGGUGAGCUGGGGAGCAGUCUCUACCGCUGAUACAUAUUUGUUGCAGCUACAAAAGUAUGACAUCCCUGCCACUCCAGCUUCUCCUCUAGUCAGUGCAACUCCCUCCCAGCCUGUGAACUCUCCAAAGAGUCCUGUUACAGCUGCAGCAGCCCCCGCUGCUCAAAGCCUUACACAGACUGCUGUUUUAAAAGUAGCAGCUCAACAGUCUGCCACAGGAGCUUCAGUAGUCACAGUUCGCCCCAACCAGCCUGGAAAGUCCCCUGUGACAGUAACCGCUCUUCCACCAGGUGUAAGAAUGGUUGUUCCAGCCCAGACCACCCAAGGAUCUCCAAUUGGAAGUAGCCCACAAAUGAGUGGCAUGGCAGCUUUAGCAGCAGCUGCAGCAGCUACUCAGAAAAUUCCUCCCUCUUCAGCUGGUACUGUCCUCAACGUUCCAGCUGGUGCUACAAUACUGAAAACAGUGGCAGUUUCCCCUGGUACAACAACUGUCAAAGUUGCCUCUCCUGUGAUGGUGAGCAACCCAGCCACUCGAAUGCUUAAGACUGCUGCUGCUCAGGUUGGCACAGCAGCUGCAGCCUCUCCUACAACUACCAGACCUAUCAUUACUGUCCACAAGUCAGGUGCUGUUACAGUUGCCCAGCAGGCCCAGGUGGUCACUACUGUUGUUGGUGGAGUUACCAAGACUAUCACCUUAGUUAAGAGUCCUCUCACCAUGGGUGGCAGUGGAACUUUGAUCUCCAACCUUGGCAAGAUGAUGUCUGUGGUACAAACCAAGCCAGUGCAGACAUCAGCUGUCACAGGCCAGGCCUCCACUAACCCUCUCACACAGAUCAUACAGACAAAGGGUCCCCUUCCAGCUGGAACUAUCCUGAAACUGGUGACCUCAGCAGAUGGCAAGCCAACGACUAUCAUCACCACCUCACAGGCUGGAGGCACAGGAAACAAGCCUACAAUCCUCAACAUUAGUGGAGUCUCACCUACCACCACAAAGCAAGGCACCACCAUUAUUAAGACCAUCCCUAUGUCUGCCAUCAUGAGUCAGGCUGGGGCCACAGGUGUCACCAGUAGUACAAGUUUGAAAUCACCCAUUACAAUCCUUACAACAAAGGUGAUGACGACUGGAACACCUGGUAAAAUCAUUACUGCUGUUCCAAAAUUGGCUACUGCUGCUGGCCAACAAGGACUGACACAGGUGGUUUUAAAGGGUGCUCCUGGGCAACCAGGCACUAUUCUGCGCACUGUGCCCAUGAGCACCGUAGGGGGUGUUCGCCUUGUUACUCCAGUGACCGUGUCAUCAGUUAAACCCACUGUCACGACUCUGGUUGUUAAGGGGACUACAGGUGUCACUACUCUUGGUACAGUCACUGGUACAGUCUCCACCAGUCUGUCUGGAGGUUCUGUAGACUCCUCUACUGCAUCGUUGGUCACCCCUGUAACCACACUGGGGACCAUAGCCACCCUGUCCAGUCAGGUCAUUAAUCCAACUGCCAUUACUGUGUCAGCACCUCAGAUGAGCCUGACCUCUGCCUCCACUCUGCCCUCCUCUACAAUCACAGUGCAGAACCAGCCCACACAGGUAACUCUUAUCACUACUCCAAGUGGAGUUGAGGCUCAGCCUGUACAAGACCUCCCUGUAUCAAUCCUGGCCUCACCAACAUCAGAUCAACCUAGUUCUACAGAAGCAAGUGCAUCUGGAGAUGCGUCUGGGACAGUCACCCUGGUGUGUUCUAACCCACCCUGCGAGACGCAUGAAACGGGAACCACCAACACUGCCACAACAGCCUCUGCAAAUAUGUCAGCACCACGUGUGUGCUCCAACCCACCAUGUGAAACUCAUGAAACUGGCACAACAAACACAACUACCACAGCCUCUGCCAAUAUGGGAGGGGUUCAGAAAGUGUGUUCAAACCCUCCAUGUGAGACUCAUGUAACCGGCACCACAAACACACCCACCCAGGCCUCGUCCAAUAUGAGCGCUGGCCCAGCAGCAACUGUUCAGAGGGUGUGCUCCAACCCGCCCUGUGAAACGCAUGAGACUGGGACCACCAACACCCCGUCCACUGCCACCUCUAGUAUGGGAGCUGACCAGACGAGUACAGCAUCAGGCUUGGCUCAGAGGGUGUGCUCCAACCCGCCCUGUGAAACGCAUGAGACUGGGACCACCAACACCCCGUCCACUGCCACCUCUAGUAUGGGAGCUGACCAGACGAGUACAGCAUCAGGCUUGGCUCAGAGGGUGUGCUCCAACCCGCCCUGUGAAACGCAUGAGACUGGGACCACCAACACCCCGUCCACUGCCACCUCUAGUAUGGGAGCUGACCAGACGAGUACAGCAUCAGGCUUGGCUCAGAGGGUGUGCUCCAAUCCGCCCUGUGAAACUCAUGAGACAGGGACCACCAACACCGCCACCACAGCUACGUGCAGUAUGGAGACGGCUGACGGCACAGCCCAACAAACGGAAGAAGGAACCGAAGUUACUGCCAGCACAGAGGAAGCCACCGCCACAGCAGCCACUGGCCUUGUGAGCACCACCCAGGGCCGAGCAGUUACUACUGUAACCCAGUCUACUCCUGCUCCGGGACCUGCUGUACCAUCGAUCUCUUCGAUCACGGAAAGUGCAAACGCAGCUUCCAGCUCCACUGAGGAACCCAUGCAAACUGAAGACACGUCAACUGGAAUUGCCUCUGCAGAGGAAGGAGCCACAGCCAUGGAGACACAGGGAGAAGCAGGUGCAUCCACUGCUCUGAACCUUCCUUCAGAGCUGAUGUCUGAGGGUCAGGGAGCAACAUCACUCAUGGUGACUGGGCUGUCGGACGAGGAGCUGGCUGUUACCGCUGCAGCUGAAGCUGCUGCUCAGGCAGCAGCCACUGAAGAGGCUCAAGCACUAGCCAUUCAGGCAGUCCUCCAGGCUGCUCAGCAGGCAGUCAUGAAUGAGGGGGACUCUGCUGGAGAGGGCCAGCAAACCACCAAUAUCCCAAUAAUGCUGACACAGCAGGAGCUGGCAGCACUGGUCCAGCAACAGCAACAGCUCCAGGAGGCUCAGGCAGCUGCUCAGCAGAGUGCUGUGGACACAAGUAUGCCCACUGAAGGACUAGCCCCCGCUGACAGCCUCAAUGACCCCUCAGUUGAAAGCAAUGGUCAUAAUGAAAUGGCAGCAGCAGUCACAAGUGCAGUAGCAUCUUUACUCCCACAUACUGCUUCAGACACAUUAGCCCCAUCAAGCACAUUUGCAGGUUCUGUUUCAGUAGCUAGUCCUGCCAAGCUGCAAGCAGCAGCGGCCUUAGCAGAAGUAGCAAAUGGUCUAGAAGGAGAAAAACAAGCUCCUCAACCAGCCCCAGUGAAGCCUGUUGUAAAGAAGGAGAAUCAGUGGUUUGAUGUUGGAAUAGUAAAAGUGACUAAUAUGGUUGUCACCCACUACUAUGUGCCAUCGGAUGACUCUCUUGGAGAUGAUGACUCUGGUGUAAUGCCAGACUAUAGCCAAAUGAAGAAAAUGGAGCUCCAGCCUGGAACAGCAUAUAAAUUUAGGGUAGCAGGAAUAAAUGCUUGUGGGCGUGGCUCUUUCUCUGAGAUAUCUGCUUUCAAGACCUGCCUGCCUGGCUUCCCCGGAGCACCUUGUGCCAUCAAAAUCAGCAAGAGCCCUGAUGGAGCCCACCUAACGUGGGAGCCACCUUCUGUCACCUCUGGAAAGAUUAUUGAAUAUUCAGUUUACCUGGCCAUUCAGAGCAGCCAGACAACGGAGGCCAAAGCUUCUACCCCAGCCCAACUGGCCUUUAUGCGUGUUUAUUGUGGGCCCAGUCCCUCCUGUCUGGUGCAGUCCUCCAGCCUCUCCAACGCUCACAUCGACUACACAACCAAGCCAGCUAUCAUCUUUCGUAUUGCGGCCCGCAAUGAGAAGGGCUAUGGUCCUGCUACUCAAGUUCGAUGGCUACAAGAAUCUGGCAAAGAUGUUUCAUCAGCAAAACCGGCACCCAAAAGACCAGGAACAUCUCCUGAUGGUAAGACCGCUGGUCCAAAGAAAGCUAGGACAGAUCAGUGACUUGGCAAAUAAGACCUGUCCCGGUCUUAAGUCCCUUCUUUCCUUUUCUUUUUUUUUUUACCGAAGAGGACACCGCCCCUCUCACCAUACAAUCCGUAUUGUUCAUCCUCGUGUCUCAGAUCAAGAACGCAAUGAAGACAAAUCUAUGAAGCCAAGACAAAAGUCAAUCUGAGUUUUUUCCCUGUAGAUACUCCCUUCUUCCUGGUUCUGUUGGUUGUACUAAUUUUAGAAAUGCAAACUAGAAGCACAUUACCCUGUCUUUUUUUUUUUUUUUUUUUUUUUUUUUAAUCUCCACCUGUUUUAGUAGUCAGGCUUUAUAGAGAAAAAAAGAACAUUUACAUUUUUCACAAACUGGGAACCAGCCACAGUGUGACUUUUACCUUUUUUUGUGAAUCCCUGGGAGAUGUAGAAAGAGACUACAUGAAAUGAUGUACAGUGUUGAGAAAAUGCUGUUGAGGCAUUAGUGAAUGAAAGGAAAAAAAAUAUGGAAACAAAGCACUUGUCCUUAAUGAAAAGGACAUCAUUAUUUUCCUUUAAUUUUUUUUUUUUUUUUUUUUUUGCUUGAAGAAAUUUUGCUCCAUAAAGAAACAAGUUUGUACAGCCAUCGUUCUGGACUCCAGUCUCCUGGCUUUGUCAUCACUGUGCACUGUCCCCAAGAUGAGGACUGGUGGUUGGACAUGAAAAGAAUGACAAAGGAGAUUUGUAGAGGAUAAAUGAAUACCUUUGCUAGGACUGAGACUUGCUGCACACAAAUACCUUGCAAAAUCUUCCCAAAAAAAUUAGCAAUGAUGCAGAAGAUUUUUUGUGUAGUUUAUUUUUGUAUUUUUUAAGCAUUUCCCUCCUGUUGCUAUGUGUGUGUGUGCAUUUUUAAGAAAAACAUCUUUUUUAAACAGUACAUCCCCAUAGGUUGUCUUUGAGGAAAUUCCCGUGGCAGAGUUCUGAAAGCCACUGUAUUUUUAAUGCUUAAGUUAGUUGUAUGUUCUUGUUACCACAGCAGUUAAAGAGAGACACAUUUGUACAUGUUCUAAGCAGGAGUGUAGAAAUUAUAGGAGUGAAGGGAACCUUUGAAGUGGACCCAAUGAGAGAAAAGCUUGUGUGUGUGUGUGUUUUUUUUUUUUUUAUAUAUAUAUAUUGUUUACUACAUCUUACCCAAUGUUUGUACUGCUUUGCCAAACAGCAACCUGAGCUGGGUAUUAUUAUUAAACAUCUGACUUCCAUACCUAUCCUUAAGAAAAUGUAUCUCAAUCAGUUGUUUUGUGCUUUUUAUGCUCAUUAAUAUAUAUCACUUCUUUAUAAGUAAAUUCCCCAUUCCUCCACUGUUUGAAACCAUUCAAUAAAUUGUUAUGUUUUCUUCGUGACUUUGUAUUUCGGACAACAGGUGUGCACGCAACUGACAUGACAAUAGGGCGUCCUCUAAUGUUCUCUGGAAAAAAGCUUGCGUAGCUGGAGUGUACACUCUUGUAAAAUAUUCUUGCUCAAGCAAGGAACUAACUAACCGCCACAGGAGAAAAUUUUGGUCUUUUAUAUAAUUAUCUGUAACAAACUGUUUUUACAUGUUGGUCAUCUCAAUUGCCUUUUGUGUCAUUACUUAUAAAUGAAACAUAUAUAUAAAUAUACAGUAUAUAUAAAAUAUAUAAUGUCCCUGAUCUGUUCUAAUAUACUUCUGUUGGGGGAAUUCAUUCUAGGACUUUGAAUAAUUUUGUGCACAAACAACUUGUACAGGAAGGAUUUUGAAUGGACUCUACUGUAAAUGUUUGUAUGGGCCAAUUUAGUUGUGAUGGUAACCACCAGACUAUGAGUCUUUUUUGAGGCUUGCACUUGGGGUUUAUAUGUGGUUUCUCCUGAUUUCUCUUUCUAGAAAUGAGCUUUCCUUUCAUAUGCAUUCAUAAUUUUGUGCGUGUCAGUGUGUCUGUUGAACAAAACUAGACAUGCAUGCAAAAAGCAGUGUAUUUCAGUAGUAAUGCCUUAAUUUAGAUAAGAUCUCAAGGUUCUCAAAAGUAUAAAAAAAAAUGAGUUUGUUCCUCUCCAUGUGGUAUACAAUGGUGUCCUUUCCUUCCACAGUACCUUUGCUGGGUCACUUUUUGCGCCUUGGUUAGAUGGUCAUCUUUAAAGGUGUGGAGAUCUGAGCCCAUGUUUGGAUGGGUGAGUCUUCAGCACUGACAGUUGUUGCCAGUUUCUCUUGGCUGUUUGCAGGUUAUCUGGAAAUGUCCUGUAUUUUCCAAUGUGUGUUUUUUGUACUGUAGGGAGUAAUGUAUCUUUUAUCAUCAAAAAUAAACAUGUUCAACAAAAUAA
This is a messenger RNA of Boleophthalmus pectinirostris (great blue-spotted mudskipper), 7625 nucleotides long. RefSeq names its product host cell factor C1a (gene hcfc1a). The coding region runs from base 153 to 5333 and encodes 1726 amino acids. Lineage: Eukaryota; Metazoa; Chordata; Actinopteri; Gobiiformes; Gobiidae. The record is from RefSeq and is a predicted model, not a curated record. Gene Ontology annotation, cellular component: histone methyltransferase complex. The transcript has 28 exons. Gene Ontology annotation, biological process: chromatin remodeling; regulation of DNA-templated transcription. Gene Ontology annotation, molecular function: transcription coactivator activity; protein binding.